UCCCCCACCCCCACCCCAGUUUUCACUCUCACCUUCUCUGCACUCCUCUCUUCUUCCUCUCUCUCUCCUCUCUCCUCUCCUCUCUCUCUCUCUCUCUCUCUCCCUCUCUCUCUCUCUCUGCGUACUGACACUUGAGACAAAUUGAUCUUUUUGGGUCUGAAUUUCAGUAAUUUCAGACAAGUCCCAUGUUUGCGAAUUGAGAUAAUUCACUGAAAUUUGAGCUUUCUGAUAACUUUUGUGGUUUCGCAGUAACUGGGUUACCGAGUUUUUCUGUAGAUUUUAAGAGUUGUUUUGGUGAAUUUGGAGACACUGUCUUGAGCUUCACAGUAUGAUCGUUAGCUCUUUCUGCAAUGCAGGCGCCACGUUCUCGUGCCAUGGAAGUAGUAGGCCGUCUGUAGUGAGUAUUAUGAAUUCCUGUUAUGUAAAAGUCGAGGGAGAAGAAGGGAUAGAUGUAAGAAAGAUGACAGAACACAAACGAAGCCCCUGCGCCGUUGACCAAAGCAGUAUUACUUCUCUUCCGUCUAAACGACAUAAGACUGAUUUAUCCUUCUCCACAAAGGAGAGGAAAGAGAAGCUUGGUGAACGGAUUGUAGCUCUGCAGCAGCUUGUUUCACCAUUUGGAAAGACAGAUACAGCUUCUGUCCUUCUGGAGGCAAUGGAGUACAUACGCUUUCUUCAUGAACAAGUUAAGGUGUUGAGCGCUCCAUACCUCCAAAGCACACCAACAGCUAACACUCAGGAACUAAAGCCAUACAGCUUGAGAAGCAGAGGUCUUUCUCUUGUUCCUGUCUCCUCUACCAUUGGCAUUGCUCAAAGUAAUGGCGCAGAUAUCUGGGCGCCCAUUAAGACGACUUCCCCCAAGUUUGAGAACGACAUCUCACAUUUCCAUUGAUACGAAUCAAUGCUCCGGCUACCAGGAGUCUUGAAGUAACUGGAUUGCAGAGCACAACAAAGUCCGUUGAGGCAGAUUCGGAUUUGUAACUGAAUUCUUAGCAUGACGGCGUUCAAUGUAUUUAUGUUAUUGAAUGUAGUCCUUGCCUGAACUCCAUCUAGCGCAGUCAGCCCCCCCAACCAUUCUGGUUUUCUGUAACUGGUGGUGGGUUAUAUAAUGUAGUCCUGCCUGAACUCCUUCUAGUACGCUACUUGUAUUGUAUACUACAAAAAUGUAUAUUUAUAGACUUGUGAUGUAUAAUGUUUCUGACUGGGAAUUAAUGAAAUAUAUGGUGGGGA
Molecule: messenger RNA, 1230 nt
Organism: Pyrus x bretschneideri (Chinese white pear)
Lineage: Eukaryota; Viridiplantae; Streptophyta; Magnoliopsida; Rosales; Rosaceae
Product: transcription factor bHLH153
Exons: 7
Coding region: 329-892 (187 amino acids)
Biological process (GO): regulation of transcription by RNA polymerase II
Cellular component (GO): nucleus
Molecular function (GO): protein dimerization activity; DNA-binding transcription factor activity, RNA polymerase II-specific; RNA polymerase II cis-regulatory region sequence-specific DNA binding
Source: RefSeq, a predicted model, not a curated record